AUGGCAAUUGCAAGAACAGGAGUUUUUGUAGAUGACUAUUUAGAGUAUUCGAGCACGCUCCCUGCAGAGCUUCAGAGGCUUCUUAACACCAUUCGAGAACUUGAUGAGCGUUCCCAAGCAAUGAUAAACCAGUCAAGGCAGCAAACAAAGUACUGUCUGGGGUUGGCAUCUCAAGGGGGAAAGUUCUCCAGGAAAGGUGAAGAAGAAGAGGUGUUUGAAAAGCUUCGGAAAGAGAUUGAGGGUAAUCAGGACAAUGCCCUCGGUCUCUGCACUGAGAAAGUCCUACUGGCCCGUCAAGCUCAUGAUCUUAUUGACAGUCACAUAAAACGCCUUGAUGAGGAUCUGAAUAACUUUGCUGAAGAUCUCAAACAAGAAGGUAAAAUAGCGCCAGAUGAGCCUGCUGUUCUUCCUCCAUUACCUUUAGUUCCUAAGAGCGAAAAACGCAGAGUACUAAUCGGAACACCUCAAUUGAAGAGGCCAGAUAACAAGGAGAGAGAUUGGGAUAGGGAGCGUGACAGAGAUUUUGAACUUAUGCCCCCUCCUGGAAGCCUCAAGAAAGAAUUUGCCUCGCCUGUCGAGCUUGAUCAGCCUAUUGAUCCAAAUGAACCUACUUACUGUGUCUGUCAUCAGGUAUCUUUUGGUGAUAUGAUUGCUUGCGACAAUGAUAACUGCCAAGGAGGUGAAUGGUUCCAUUAUUCUUGUGUUGGCCUCACUCCUGAAACAAGAUUUAAAGGAAAGUGGUGGUUGUCUGUACCAUGUGCUAUCGGCGGUUUUCUUCGGAUGACGGGGUGCACUAGGCUUUUGACCGAUGAUGUUGCUUCCAGCCGGCCGGUGACGGGGCUCCCGAGUGUGAAGGGAGAGAUGACCGGACAAGGCUGCUCCGAGGUGGCUAAGCGAUGGGCUACUGUGCUCCGACGGGCUGAGAGAAAUCAGACCAGAUGA
Striga hermonthica is the source of this 942-nucleotide messenger RNA. The record is from the annotation of a GenBank genome assembly. NCBI's taxonomy places the organism in Eukaryota, Viridiplantae, Streptophyta, Magnoliopsida, Lamiales, Orobanchaceae.